UUUUUGCACACGUAACAUAUAUAACAUAUUUUUCUCACUAUAUCUCAAAUCGUAAUCAACAACUGCUCCUCCGCAAGUAGGCUCGGGUAUUCAGCCUCGUCUAUCCUUCCUUCUCAAACUUCCUCCAUUCUCUCUCUCUCUUCUAUCUUUGUGAAGAAGCUUCCAGCAGAUAAUCAAUCGAUUUAGGGUUUAUCCUUUUUCUUACUCUCAAGGUGAAUUUUAUCCUCAAUCUGAUCCUCUAUCUUACAAUUCUUCUGCAUCAAACAGCAGAUCGUAUAAACAAGUAUAAAUUUUGGGUGCAUAGCCGAAAUUCAAGAUUGCUUUAGACUUGGAACUUGAAAUUGGGAUUGAGUUUUGGAGAUGAAUCAGAAAGGAUUGAUUUAUAGCUUUGUGGCCAAGGGAACAGUGGUUCUGGCUGAGCACACAUCCUAUUCUGGGAACUUUAGCACUAUAGCCGUUCAAUGCUUGCAAAAACUGCCUUCGAAUGGUAGCAAGUAUACAUAUACUUGUGAUGGCCACACAUUCAACUUUCUUAUUGAUGGUGAUUUUGUGUUUCUUGUUGUUGCCGAUGAGGGUGCGGGAAGGAGUCUUCCUUAUGUUUUCCUUGACCGGGUAAAGGAUGACUUUAAGCAGAGGUAUGCUGGAAGCAUUAAAGAUGGCGAUGCUCACCCUCUUGCUGAUGAAAAUGAUUCUGAUGAUGAUUUGUUUGAAGACCGCUUUAGCAUUGCAUACAACCUGGACCGGGAAUUCGGACCUAGGCUUAAGGAACAUAUGCAAUAUUGCAUGAACCAUCCCGAGGAAAUGAGCAGGCUUGCCAAAGUCAAGGCUCAAAUCGCAGAGGUGAAAGGAAUAAUGAUGGAUAACAUUGAGAAGGUCCUAGACCGGGGAGAGAAAAUCGAACUUCUUGUGGACAAGACCGAGAAUCUUCAGUUUCAAGCUGAUAGCUUCCAGAGACAGGGCAGGCAAUUGCGGAGGAAGAUGUGGUUUCAGAACGUUCAACUGAAAUUGAUUGUUGGAGGUUCUAUUAUUGCCUUCAUCAUCAUAAUGUGGCUGGUAGCAUGUCGAGGAUUCAAAUGUUGACAGAGCAGAAUGAGACUUUUGGUCUAAAGCUUGGAUAUUGACGUUACCAGAACAUCUUUUACCUGUACAAAAACAUUUGAAAAAGAGGACAUAAGAGAGGAGUCAUGAACUUUUGUAUUCUGUAAAUGAUAAGUAUUGUGUUGACUGCUGAAUGUGUUGGCCAGAUGGUUUAUCUGAAGUUUUCUUUUAGGUA
This is a messenger RNA of Amaranthus tricolor (Joseph's coat), 1273 nucleotides long. RefSeq names its product vesicle-associated membrane protein 727. Gene Ontology annotation, cellular component: membrane. NCBI's taxonomy places the organism in Eukaryota, Viridiplantae, Streptophyta, Magnoliopsida, Caryophyllales, Amaranthaceae. The coding region runs from base 361 to 1080 and encodes 239 amino acids. Gene Ontology annotation, biological process: vesicle-mediated transport. The record is from RefSeq and is a predicted model, not a curated record. The transcript has 6 exons.